GGCGGCUGAGCGCUUCCCCCGGGGCUGCCGGAGCUGCGGCCACGUCAGCCUUGCGCCCCGCCCGCCUUCCCGCCGCCUCCGGUUGCGAGCCGGAUCCUCGGCGCCUCUCUCGCUUCCCUCUUCCUCCGGCGCAGGCCUGCAUGCCUGCCUGCCUGCUCCACGGCUCCUGCUCCGCGCCGGCCAGCGGAGGGAAGGACACCCAGCUCCGCCACCCGGCGCUGUCCCUUUGAAGAUCCCAAGUGGGCUGUCUCCGGACCAUAACAGCAAAAAUCCUAUGAGAAGCUUUUUCAGAAAUAUAUUCAAUUAUUUGGCUACGGCACUAUGAAUUGUAUUGGUCUCUGAAGCUUGCCUCGCCCAAGUACUCAACAUGGAGCCAUUGUUACCCAGAGGAAAAUGCCUCACAAACCUGAAAAGACUCUUUUUGCUGUCACUAGUGUUAAUAUAUCUGAUAGCUUUGGUUUCUCCGGAUCAAGACUACUACGGUUUACUCGGAAUAUCCAAAGAAGCGACAAGUAGAGAAAUAAGGCAGGCUUUCAAAAAAUUAGCAUUGAAGUUGCAUCCUGAUAAGAAUCAGAACGAUCCGGAGGCCCACGAAAACUUCCUGAAAAUAAACAGAGCGUAUGAAGUGCUGAAAGACGAAGAUCUGCGAAAGAAGUAUGACAAAUACGGCGAGAAAGGACUGGACGACCAGCAGCAAGGAGGCAGAUAUGAGAGCUGGCACUACUACCGCUACGAUUUUGGUAUUUAUGAUGAUGAUCCUGAAAUUAUAACGCUGGACAGAGGAGAAUUUGAUGCUGCUGUUACUUCAGGAGAAUUGUGGUUUAUCAAUUUCUAUUCCCCUCGAUGCUCCCAUUGCCACGAUUUAGCACCAACGUGGAGAGAAUUUGCUAAAGAAAUGGAUGGAUUAAUACGUAUCGGAGCCGUCAACUGCGGCGAUAACAGAAUGCUUUGCCGGAAUAAAGGAAUCAAUAGCUACCCAAGCCUGUAUGUGUUUAAAACUGGAAUGAACCCAGUGAAAUAUUUUGGAGACAGGUCCAAGGAGAGCUUAAUGAGUUUUGCCAUGCAGUUUGUCACAAGCACAGUGACAGAAUUAUGGGCAGGAAAUUUUGUCAGUGCUGUUCAAACUGCAUUUGCUUCUGGCCUUGGCUGGUUAAUAACUUUUUGUGCUGAGCAAGGAGAUUGUCUGACUUCCCGAACACGCCUUAAACUGGCUGGCAUGUUGGAAGGCCUUGUUAAUGUAGGCUGGAUGGACUGUGCCACCCAGGGUGAGCUUUGUGAUAAUUUGGAUAUCUCAACUAGCACUACCGCAUUCUUUCCACCUGGAGCCACUUUAACUAAUAAAGAGAGAGGAGGUGUUUUGUUCCUGAACACUUUGGACGCAAGAGAGAUAUAUUUGGAAGUCAUGCAGCACCUUCCAGAUUUUCAAAUGAUCUCAGCAUCUUCAUUACAGGAUCACCUUGCUCAUCACCGGUGGCUGAUCUUCUUUCAGUUUGGUGAGACUGGCAAGUCAGAUGACCAUGACCUUAAAAAACUAGGUUACCUCCUUAAAGCAGAAAAUAUUCAGGUUGGCAAGUUUGACUGCCUUUCUGCCCCAAACGUUUGUAAUGAUUUGUACGUUUAUCAGCCGUGUGUCGUAGUCUUUAAAGGAAGGGGAAUAAACGACUAUGAAAUUCACCACGGAAAGAAGAUUCUGUACGACAUAGUGGCUUUUGCCAAGGAAAGCGUGAAUUCCCAUGUCGUCACUCUGGGGCCUCAGAAUUUUCCUGGCAAAGAGAAGGAACCAUGGCUUGUUGACUUCUUUGCACCUUGGUGCCCCCCUUGCCGAGCUUUGCUGCCGGAACUGAGGAAAGCAUCAAAGCAACUCUAUGGUCAACUGAAAUUUGGCACACUAGACUGUACAGUUCAUGAAGGGAUUUGCAACAUGCACAACAUUAGAGCUUACCCAACAACGGUGGUAUUCAACCAGUCUCACACUCACGAAUACGAGGGGCAUCACUCUUCUGAGCAGAUCCUGGAGUUUAUUGAGGAUCUCAUGAACCCGUCAGUAGUUUCUCUCACACCUGAGACCUUCAGUGAGUUGGUGAAGAGAAAGAAGGCUAACGAAAUCUGGAUGGUUGAUUUCUAUGCUCCAUGGUGUGGUCCUUGCCAAGCCUUAAUGCCUGAAUGGAAGAGGAUGGCCAGGUUGCUGAAUGGACUGGUUUCAGUUGGUAGCGUGGACUGCCAAAAAUACUUCUCCCUUUGUCAUCAAGAAAACAUUCAAGGUUAUCCUGAAAUAAGACUUUUCCCGCAAAAAUCAGCUUCAUCUUAUCAGUACUAUAGCUACAACGGCUGGAACAGAGAUGCACAUUCGCUGAGAAGAUGGGCACUGGGGUAUUUACCUCGGGUGUCUCUGGAUCUGACACCUCAGAGCUUCACCGACAAAGUUCUGAAUGGGAAAGAGCAUUGGGUCAUCGACUUUUAUGCUCCCUGGUGCGGCCCUUGCCAAAAUUUUGCUCCGGAAUUUGAGAUCCUAGCUAAGGCUGUUAAAGGGAAAGUGAAAGCUGGGAAAGUUGACUGCCAGGCUUACGCCCAGACGUGUCAAUCUGCUGGCAUCAGAGCCUAUCCAACAGUGAAGUUUUAUCCUUACCAAGGAGCAAAGAAAAAUGCAUUUGGGGAGCACAUAGACAGCCAUGAUGCAAAAGCCAUAGCCGAACUCCUGAUGGAGAAAGUAGAAGAUAUUAAGAAAAAGAGGAAAAAAUCUUCCAGAAACAAGGAUGAACUCUGAGCCGCAGAAUGAAUUCAAACUGAAGCAGCGGCAAUGGAAGUAUUAGAUCAUGCCUCCUCAAAGAGGAAAAAGGAGAACAUCAGGCUUCGUGGACACAGCUUUUAUCUCCUC
Molecule: messenger RNA, 2875 nt
Organism: Lacerta agilis (Sand lizard)
Lineage: Eukaryota; Metazoa; Chordata; Lepidosauria; Squamata; Lacertidae
Gene: DNAJC10
Product: DnaJ heat shock protein family (Hsp40) member C10
Exons: 23
Coding region: 368-2764 (798 amino acids)
Biological process (GO): protein folding in endoplasmic reticulum
Cellular component (GO): endoplasmic reticulum
Molecular function (GO): disulfide oxidoreductase activity
Source: RefSeq, a predicted model, not a curated record